ACGUGUAUACCAAACACAGAAGCCUUCCAAAUCCACCUGCAUUUAUAAUUUCAAAAACCACCAUUAAUUCACCCUCAUCCCAACCUUCGCCUCCCAGAUUCUCUCUCAUUAAUUCAUCCUCAUCCCUUCAAUUCUAUAUAUAUAAUUUCCUCACUGUAAACAAUCCCAAUUUUUAUCACUGUCAAAAAAAAAAAAAUCAAAAAUGGCGACCAUGGCUUCUGCCCUAGCCUCAAAACCCUCAUUUUUCGACACCCACAAAACUUCCUUCAACGGCCAGCCCAUCUCCCCUGCAGUUCGCCGCCGCCGCCAGGCAACCCGAUCCGCCAAACCAAAUGGGUCGCCCAUAUCCAUGUCGUCGGCUUCUUCUCCUCCGGGUUACGAUCUGAAUCAGUUCAGAUUUGCUCCGAUUAAGGAAUCGAUCGUUUCUCGGGAGAUGACGAGGAGGUACAUGACGGACAUGAUUACUUAUGCCGACACCGAUGUUGUCGUUGUCGGGGCUGGAUCCGCCGGACUCUCCUGCGCUUAUGAGCUCAGCAAAAACCCUUCUGUUCGGGUUGCGAUAAUCGAGCAGUCGGUGAGCCCAGGUGGCGGAGCAUGGCUAGGAGGGCAGCUCUUCUCCGCCAUGGUGGUGCGCAAACCCGCCCACCUCUUCCUAGACGAGCUCGGCUUGGAAUACGACGAGCAGGACAACUACGUGGUGAUCAAGCAUGCGGCCCUCUUCACCUCCACGAUCAUGAGCAAGCUCCUGGCCAGGCCGAAUGUGAAGCUCUUCAAUGCCGUGGCGGCCGAAGAUCUGAUAGUGAAGGGAGGCAGGGUCGCCGGAGUUGUGACCAACUGGGCUCUCGUGUCGAUGAACCACGACACUCAGUCUUGCAUGGACCCCAAUGUCAUGGAGGCAAAGGUGGUGGUGAGCUCGUGCGGGCACGAUGGCCCGUUCGGUGCUACGGGUGUGAAGAGGUUGAAGAGUAUUGGAAUGAUCGAUAGUGUUCCUGGUAUGAAGGCGUUGGAUAUGAAUACGGCCGAGGAUGCUAUUGUUAGGCUUACCCGAGAAAUUGUGCCCGGGAUGAUUGUCACCGGCAUGGAGGUUGCAGAAAUUGAUGGAGCUCCAAGAAUGGGCCCCACGUUCGGAGCGAUGAUGAUAUCGGGUCAGAAGGCGGCUCACAUUGCGUUGCAGUCACUGGGGUUGGCUAAUAAUGUAGGAAGCAUCCACCCGGAGAUGGUCUUAGCUGCGGUUGAUGAUGCUGAAAUUCUCGAUGCUUGAACGGAAUAAGGAAUUAAAUGUGAUUGAGGUAGAACGAAAUAAAAUUUAAGCCUUUCGUUUGCUAGAUAUCGAUGUGGUGCUCCUUAAUUGGAGUAUGUUUCUGUGUAAGAACCUAUCUGGUUGGGCUUUUUUCCUGGUUUGUCUUCAAAAACUACCA
Messenger RNA from Erythranthe guttata (spotted monkey flower), 1418 nucleotides. RefSeq names its product thiamine thiazole synthase, chloroplastic. The record is from RefSeq and is a predicted model, not a curated record. NCBI's taxonomy places the organism in Eukaryota, Viridiplantae, Streptophyta, Magnoliopsida, Lamiales, Phrymaceae. Gene Ontology annotation, biological process: thiamine biosynthetic process.